Messenger RNA from Sorghum bicolor (sorghum), 1208 nucleotides. Its product is annotated as serine/arginine-rich splicing factor RS31. The coding region runs from base 182 to 898 and encodes 238 amino acids. The record is from RefSeq and is a predicted model, not a curated record. Gene Ontology annotation, cellular component: nuclear speck. Gene Ontology annotation, biological process: mRNA splicing, via spliceosome. NCBI's taxonomy places the organism in Eukaryota, Viridiplantae, Streptophyta, Magnoliopsida, Poales, Poaceae. Gene Ontology annotation, molecular function: RNA binding. The transcript is spliced from 6 exons.
CUGCUCUCGUCGCCCCCAAACUGCAGAGGAGAGGAGAGAAGAGAAGAGAAGAGAAGCACCGCGUCGCCGAAACCCUAGCCGCCUGUCUCGCUCUCCGGUCUGCACUCGUCCACGACAACGGCGGAGGGUUUUCUGUGGGUGUGGGGGAAUUUGUUCGUCGCCGACUCGCCGGCAGCACAAGAUGAGGCCGGUCUUCGUGGGGAACCUGGACUAUGACACCCGCCACUCGGAGCUCGACCAACUCUUCUACCGCUACGGCAGGGUCGAGCGCAUCGACAUGAAGUCAGGCUUCGCUUUUGUCUACUUUGAGGAUGAACGUGAUGGCAAUGAUGCCAUACGGGCUCUUGAUGGUUAUCCAUUUGGCCCUGGCAGACGCAGGCUUUCAGUAGAGUGGUCACGGGGUGAUCGAGCUGCUAGACGUGAUGGUAACAAACCAGAAGCAAAUACUAAGCCAACUAGGACAUUGUUUGUCAUCAACUUUGAUCCAAUCAACACAAGGGUCAGUGACAUUGAAAGGCACUUCGCACCAUUUGGGAACUUAUCAAGUGUAAGGAUAAGGAAGAACUUUGCUUUCGUCCAGUUUGAAACACUGGAAGAAGCCAGAAAGGCUCUUGAUGCUACUCAUGCUACCACGCUUUUGGACAGGGUGAUUUCUGUUGAGUACGCCUUUAGGGAUGAUAGUGAACGGAGUGAUAGGUACGACAGCCCAAGAAGAGGUGGUGGCUAUGGUAGGCGUGGUGAUAGCCCAGUGUACAGGUCACGGCCUAGUCCAGACUAUGGUCGCCCAGCAAGUCCUGUAUAUGGUUCAUAUGACAGAAGUCCUGUUCGUGAUCGCUAUCGGAGAUCUCCUGCUUAUCGAUCAAGAUCCCCACGUGUGAACCGAAGAGCAUAUGACUAAUUGAGAACUAUCUCUGUUAUGGUGCUACAGGCUAGCGGCUGCUAAUAUCCGCCUUUUGCAGGGCUGCACCCAGUAGCAAGAACUUACUGUGCCUGUACCGGAGCGUGUCACCUUAAUUGCCUUAAACUCUUGUGUUUAAAGUGGCCUGUACUUAGUUAUGCUAUGCGACUGUCAGACUUUACUACAUGCAAUGUUAUCAUACAGCCCUAUCAUUUGUCUUGCGUUGAGAUGCUCUGGAGCUCUUUUACAGCUUUUACCGUCCUUUGUCAUUACUGCUAUCUGUUAACUGAAUGCAUUGACGAUUUUUAUU